Exaiptasia diaphana is the source of this 1895-nucleotide messenger RNA. Its product is annotated as potassium voltage-gated channel protein Shal. The transcript is spliced from 3 exons. The record is from RefSeq and is a predicted model, not a curated record. NCBI's taxonomy places the organism in Eukaryota, Metazoa, Cnidaria, Anthozoa, Actiniaria, Aiptasiidae. The coding region runs from base 222 to 1448 and encodes 408 amino acids. Gene Ontology annotation, biological process: protein homooligomerization; potassium ion transmembrane transport. Gene Ontology annotation, molecular function: protein binding; voltage-gated potassium channel activity. Gene Ontology annotation, cellular component: membrane; voltage-gated potassium channel complex.
AAUAGCUCAAAUGAUAACUCGUUAAAAUACUGGGUGCAGGGUAAUAGUGAGGAAUAUGUUUCACUGGUGCUCGCACUCUCAGUAUGAUACUCAGAAAGUGUUGGGAAUAAUUAUUCAGCGAUCAUAUGCAUAAUAAAUGAGACUAAGCAAGAUAUUCACAGACCGUAAAGACUUAAAACUGGAACGACUCCAGUGCAGUCGAUAUCUCCAGUCUCAUCUCCAUGGAACAAGAUUGCCUUGGCUUCAAUUCCUCUAAUCCUAUGGGCGUAAAAACUGCACACGUUCGUUGGACUUGCUAUCGCCGUCCUCUAACGAAAAGAAUUACAAUCAAUGUAGGUGGAAGAAAGUUUAUUGUCAAGGAAAAUGUUUUUGAAAAAUUUCCAUAUUCUUUGCUGGGUAAUCUAAGGAAGUAUAGUUACUAUGACAAAGAGAAGAAAGAGUACUUUUUCGAUCGGGAUCCCGACGCAUUCCGCUAUGUGCUCGAUUACUGUCGAACUGGACGACUGCACGUUUCCGAUGAGGAAUGCUUUACAGGGCUGUUGGACGAGUUGGACUUUUUUAGGAUCCCAACAAGUGAUAUAUAUAACUGUACGUGCUGUGAAGAAGAAACUAGUUUUAAUAUUCAACAGAUAAUCGAUAAACGCAUCGAGCAAGCUCAGGGCAAAAAACACGUCAAGUAUAUACCGCAAACAACUCGACAGAAAGUUUGGGAAUUCUUYAGCAACGACGAAUAUUCUUCGGCCGCUUCGCUUUAUUCAAAUGUAAUCCAUAUCAUUACAGUUUUAAGUGUUGUUUUAAUAGCCUUUGAAACAGUGUCCUGUGAUGUGAACAUAAAAUGCGGCGAAGCAUAUGAGGAUAUAUUCUUUAUAGCCAACUCGAUCUGCGUAGCUGCUUUCACUGUGGAYUAYGUUGURCGACUCGUCUGUGCGCCAGAAAGAUUGAAAUUCGUGMGGGGAUUUCUAAACAUCGUUGAUCUUCUCGCCCUACUGCCGUUCUACAUAGCAAUAACAUUAAAAUACGUCUUUAGAAUAUACGAUGAUUUCUCGUUCAUAGCAAUUCUAAGACUUUUUCGAGUUUUUCGUAUUAUCAAGCUUGCAAAGCGAUCAGAGAGGUUGAAAACUAUGGGAGGAUCUAUUUUUAAGGAUGGAGGAUCAGGUGCCGAAGUGUUUUUUGUACUUUUUGGAUUAUUAAUGGUUUUAACUGUGUUUUCGACGAUUAUAUUUUUUAUGGAGCAAACAAACAGUGAAACAGCGUUUGGAAGCAUACCAGAAACGAUGUGGUAUACAGCUGUCACUAUCACAAGUCUAGGAUACGGUGACAUGGUCCCAUCGACAAUACUUGGAAAAUUCUUUGGUAUCAUGACUCUACUAGUUGGYUUUUUGGGAAGUAGUUUACUCAUCCCAGUCGUUCAAAUGAAGUUUGGAAGCUUCUCCAAGAAACAAUUAUGAAACUCUAUUUUCUGGAUAUAGCAAGGACCAAAGUGAGUGAGAACAUCGAAUGGCUUCAUGCAACUCAGAAACGCAUGGCAAGAAUAAAGAAGUAAUGUGGAAUCAUUGUCCGAUAGCCUUGAAGAUAACUUUGAACGACAAUGGCGCAGAGAACGUAUCCAGUCACCUUCUUUUGGAAUAAGAUUCCUGCGCUAGCUAUCUUGGAAAUAACUUCCUCAAUCUCUCUGGAUGCUUUGAACACUGGAAGCUUCAGGAAACAUAAAGAUCAAUUKUUGAUAAAUAAACGAUGCUUUGCGCGCAUUGUCCAAUAAUGCUUUGCGMUCACUACCACUGGUGCUUUGCGAAUCAGUGAAGACUUAGUAAUUAUGGCUAUAUUUUCAAACUAUAACAAUUGAAAAAAAUCUUUGAAUAAAACAAAAACAAUAUUUUCUUGUUUUUCAAGAUCAA